AUGGUGGUUGCCGUCGCGUCGCCUUCGUCAGCGGCACCGGCACCCUCCGCCGGCCGUCUCCAUCCGACAUACAAGGAGAUGAUCAUGCAGGCGCUGACGGAGCUGCGGGACCCGGGCGGGUCGAGCCGCAGCGCCAUCGCCAACUACAUCGCCGACCACUUCUCCGGCCUCCACUCUCGCCACGACGCCCUCCUCUCCGUCCAUCUCCGCAGCCUCAGGUCCCAUGGCCAGCUUCGCCUCGUCUCUGGCAACUACUUCGUCUCCACCGCCACUCAGCAGCCUGCUCCGGGGCAGAAGCGUGGUCGGGGGCGGCCUCGCAAGAACCCAGAUUUAGCCCCUUCCGCUUUGAUUCCGGCGUUUCAGGGCCCCAAGCGAGGGCGUGGACGCCCGCGCAAGAACGCCCUAGACCCGGUGGCUUCUUCUCCUUCGCCGCUGCAGGGAGCAAGUGCUCCGCUGCCUCCAUCUGGGGUCAAGAGGGGGCGUGGACGCCCGCGGAAGGACGCCCUUGUCCCUGUGCGUUCCUCCUUUUCACAGCUGCUGAAAGCUAUUGCUCCACCACCUCCUUCUGGGGUCAAGCGGGGGCGCGGACGCCCGCGCAAGAAUGCCUACCCCGCUGUGGCGCCGUUGGUGGGAGUUGAGCAGGGACCUUCUGGUGGACAACCACAGAGGAAUACGGUUCCUCUCUCACCGCCACCUGCUACCAUGCCCCACAGUGGUGAGAGUAAGCCUGUCCGGCCGCUCAGGGUUGCUGUUGAUGUUAAUGCUUUGCGUGGUUCCUCCAUGAACAUAUCUGCCUGUAGUAACAGUGUGGUUGGUGGGAAAGAGAAGAUGCAACCUGAAUCUGUGCAGUCCGCGGAUGCUUCAUUGACUAAGCGAGGGCGUGGGAGGCCCAGAAAGGAGAAGGCAUUGGAAACUAGCCACUUGAAAGCCGCACAAAUGACUGAGGGUCAACAUGAAGCUCUGGCCGCACAAGCUGCAGACCAAGCUGGGUCUGUCCAAAAUGAAGUUGAAGCCAAGGAUCUGCAAUCCUCGGGUACUUCUUUGACAGAGAAGAAGAUGACUGAGGGUCAACAGGAAGCUCUGACUGCACAAGCUGCAGACCAAGCUGGGGCUGUGCAAAAUGAAGUUGAAGCUAGGGAUUUGCAAUCCUUGGGUACAUCUUUGACAGAGAAGAGAGGCCGCGGGCGUCCUAGAAAGAGGCCGUUGGAAACCAAAACUUCAGAAGCAGGGGUUGCUGCAUCAGCAGUGAAGAGAAGCCGUGGGAGGCCAAGAAAGGAGAAGACUUUAGAAACUGGGAACUUGAAAGUUGCACAGAUGACUGAGGGUCGACAUGAAGCUCUGCCUGCACAAGCUGUAGACCAAACUGGGCCUAUGGAAAAUGAAGUUGAAGCUAGGAUUUUGCAAUCCUUGGGUACUUCUUUGACAGAGAAGAUGACUGAGGGUCAACAGGAAGCUCUGACUGCACAAGCUGCAGACCAAGCUGGGGCUGUGCAAAAUGAAGUUGAAGCUUGGGAUUUGCAAUCCUUGGGUACUUCUUUUACAGAGAGGAGAGGCCGCGGGCGUCCUAGAAAGAGGCCGCUGGAAACCGAAACUGCAGAAGCAGGGGUUCCUGCAUCCACAGUGAAGAGAGGCCGUGGGAGGCCAAGAAAGGAGAAGACAUUGGAAACUGGGGACUUGAAAGUUGCACAGAUGACUGAGGAAGCGGCAGGCGUGGCAGGCCAAGAAAGGCCAGGCCUUUUGAAACUGGGUCUCAUGGAAACUGCAGUUGAGGUGUCUAGGGACUUGACAGAAGAUGGGCCUGAAAAAGAUGGGGAUCUUGUGUCAGGGAAGAAAGCAGAAGCUCAAGGUGUACUUUUGGUUGAGGGGAUAGACAAUUGCCCUGCAGAUGCUGGAUGUUUGGUAGUGUCAAGAGAGGAGGUACCAAUUGCUCCGAUGGAUGCUGGAGGUGUGCUAUUAUCUGGAGAGGAGGCAUCCAUUGCUCCCAUGGAUGCUGGGCGUGCAACGACAAGGGUUGAUCCGAUGGAUGUGGGCACCAAGAGUCAUUAG
Molecule: messenger RNA, 2046 nt
Organism: Miscanthus lutarioriparius
Lineage: Eukaryota; Viridiplantae; Streptophyta; Magnoliopsida; Poales; Poaceae
Source: the annotation of a GenBank genome assembly